CGGCCCCCUGCGGCCGCGCCCGGCGGGGGACAGGGCGACGACCCGGGGCGGCUCCGCAGCCUCCUGCCCCUGCGCGCCCGGGACCAGCCGGGUCUUGCGCCCUCCUCCCGGCCGCGGCCAUGCGGGGCGGGCCGGGCUGCGGGCGGCCGGGCAGGACCAGCUGCAGCCCAUGAAUUAAGUGCGGAAGCGGCUCCGCCUCUCGGCGCCCCGAGGAAGCCGGCAGCCCAGGACCUCCUGUUGCUGCCGGUAUCCAGGGAACCCUCCUCCUCCUCCUCUGGGAAAUGCACAGUGGUCGUUGCUAAGGUUGCUUCCACGGUAACAUGCACAUCCUGUUUACACCUUUAUCUGGAGAAGUUGGGCUCGGCUAAUCACACCGGCUUCACCUGGGAGGCUGUAGAAGGAAGCACCCGCUUCCCCCUCCCCAACCCCCCGAUACCUCCGCUGCGAUCCUCCGGUCUCCACGGGGCUGCGGAGUGAGGCUGCCAAGGACUGCCUGUGUCCCCUGCGGGACGUUCGGGGGAGGGAGGUAGAAACCUAGGAGCCAGCAUUUGUUUGGGGUUUUUGGUUUUUGGGGGUUUUUUUCCAAUUUCCGGGUGCAUCUGCUUUGACUCUGGUUGUGUUGGCAAGAUGACCAACAACUCUGCAGACCACCAUCCUGGCAACUCUGUUGCCGAAGGCAACCAUGAAGGGGACUUUGGUUGUUCCGUGGUUGAACUACGAAACCUCAUGGAGCUCCGGAGCUCCGAGGCCGUCACCAGGAUAAACGACACCUACGGGGGAGUGCAGAACAUCUGCAAGAGGCUGAAGACCUCGCCAGUAGAAGGUAAGGGGCUGAGAAGUGGGAGCCCCACGGACCUGGAGAAGCGGAGGCAGGUGUUUGGCCAGAACUUCAUUCCUCCCAAGAAGGCCAAGACUUUCCUGCAGUUAGUGUGGGAGGCGCUUCAGGACGUCACACUGAUCAUCUUGGAAAUCGCAGCCAUAAUUUCCCUGGGCCUGUCCUUCUACCACCCGCCGGGCGGGGACAACGAAUUGUGUGGCCAAGUGUCAGGUGGCAUGGAGGACGAGGGGGAGUCGCAGGCCGGCUGGAUCGAGGGGGCGGCCAUCCUGUUCUCAGUGAUCAUCGUGGUGCUGGUGACUGCAUUCAAUGACUGGAGCAAAGAGAAGCAGUUCCGGGGCCUCCAGAGCCGAAUCGAGCAGGAGCAGAAGUUCACGGUCAUUCGCAAGGGGCAGGUGAUCCAGAUCCCUGUGGCUGAGAUCGUGGUGGGGGACAUCGCGCAGAUCAAAUACGGUGACUUGUUACCAUCUGACGGCAUCCUGAUUCAAGGCAAUGAUCUGAAAAUUGAUGAGAGCUCUUUGACUGGGGAGUCGGACCACGUCAAGAAGUCCCUGGACAAGGACCCCAUGCUGCUUUCUGGUACCCAUGUGAUGGAGGGCUCCGGGAGGAUGGUGGUGACUGCUGUGGGCAUCAACUCGCAAACUGGAAUCAUCUUCACUCUGCUGGGUGCAGAAGGAGAUGAGGAGAAGAAGGUGAAGAAAGGUAAAAAACCAGGAGCCCCCGAAAAUCGCAACAAAGCUAAAACUCAGGAUGGUGUGGCCCUAGAAAUCCAGCCCCUGAAGAGCCAGGAAGGAGUAGAGAAUGAGGAAAAAGAGAAGAAGAAGGUGAAAGUCCCCAAGAAGGAGAAGUCUGUGCUACAAGGGAAGCUGACCCGCCUUGCAGUGCAGAUCGGGAAGGCAGGACUGAUCAUGUCAGCUAUCACCGUCAUCAUCCUGGUGCUGUACUUUGUGAUCGACAACUUUGGCGUGCAGGGCAGGCCCUGGCUGGCAGACUGCACCCCCAUCUACAUCCAAUACUUUGUCAAGUUCUUCAUUAUCGGCGUCACCGUGCUGGUGGUGGCUGUGCCCGAGGGCCUGCCGCUGGCCGUCACCAUCUCCUUGGCCUACUCUGUCAAGAAAAUGAUGAAGGACAACAACCUGGUGAGGCACCUGGAUGCUUGCGAGACCAUGGGCAAUGCCACGGCCAUCUGCUCGGACAAGACUGGCACACUCACCAUGAACCGCAUGACCGUGGUGCAGGCGUACGUGGGCGACACCCAUUACCGGCAGAUCCCCGACCCCGAAGCCAUCCUGCCUAAGGUCCUGGACCUCAUUGUCAAUGGUGUUGGCAUCAACUCAGCCUACACCUCAAAGAUCCUGCCACCAGAGAAGGAAGGGGGGCUCCCACGGCAAGUGGGGAACAAGACCGAGUGCUCCCUGCUGGGCUUUGUCCUGGAUUUGAAGCAAGACUACCAGGCGGUCAGGAACGAGGUGCCCGAGGAAAAGCUCUACAAGGUGUACACCUUCAACUCGGUGCGCAAGUCCAUGAGCACGGUGCUGAAAAACGCAGACGGCAGCUUCCGCAUGUACAGCAAGGGCGCCUCCGAGAUCAUCCUGCGCAAGUGCGCAAAGAUUUUGGACAAGAAUGGGGACCCACGGCUGUUCAAGAUGAAGGACCGCGAUGAGAUGGUGAAGAAGGUGAUUGAGCCCAUGGCCUGCCACGGGCUGCGCACCAUCUGCCUAGCUUACCGGGACUUCCCGGCCGGCGCCGAGCCCGACUGGGACAGCGAGAACGAGAUCCUGGGUGACCUGACCUGCAUUGCCGUGGUCGGCAUCGAAGACCCUGUGCGCCCAGAGGUGCCAGAGGCCAUCCUGAAGUGCCAGCGUGCCGGCAUCACUGUCCGCAUGGUGACGGGUGACAACAUCAACACGGCCCGCGCCAUCGCCACCAAGUGCGGCAUCCUGCUGCCUGGGGAGGACUUCCUGUGCCUGGAGGGGAAGGAGUUCAACCGGCUCAUCCGGAACGAGAAGGGCGAGGUUGAGCAAGAGCAGCUGGAUAAGAUCUGGCCCAAGCUGCGGGUGCUAGCGCGCUCCUCGCCCACGGAUAAGCACACGCUUGUGAAAGGUAUCAUUGACAGCACCGUUGGAGAGCGGAGACAGGUGGUGGCCGUGACGGGGGACGGGACCAAUGAUGGCCCUGCAUUGAAGAAAGCCGACGUGGGAUUCGCUAUGGGCAUAGCAGGCACAGACGUGGCCAAAGAGGCUUCUGAUAUCAUCCUGACGGACGACAACUUCACCAGUAUCGUCAAGGCGGUGAUGUGGGGCCGCAACGUCUAUGACAGCAUUUCCAAGUUCCUGCAGUUCCAGUUGACGGUCAACAUUGUGGCUGUCAUCGUGGCUUUUACAGGGGCCUGCAUCACGCAGGACUCUCCUCUGAAGGCUGUCCAGAUGCUGUGGGUGAACUUGAUCAUGGACACCUUUGCCUCCUUAGCCCUUGCCACAGAGCCCCCCUCUGAGUCCCUGCUGCUGCGCAAGCCCUAUGGCCGUAACAAGCCCCUCAUUUCCCGCACCAUGAUGAAGAACAUCCUGGGCCAUGCGGUGUACCAGCUGACCAUCAUCUUCACCUUGCUCUUUGCAGGCGAGAAGUUUUUUGACAUCGACAGUGGCCGGAAUACUCCCCUCCACUCACCCCCCACUGAACACUACACCAUUGUCUUCAACACCUUCGUCAUGAUGCAGCUCUUCAAUGAGAUCAACGCCCGCAAGAUCCACGGCGAGAGAAACGUCUUUGAGUCCAUCUUCCGGAAUCCCAUCUUCUGCACGGUGGUUCUUGGCACCUUUGGCGCGCAGAUCCUCAUCGUGGAGUUUGGAGGAAAGCCAUUCAGCUGCUCUGGGCUCACCUUGAGCCAGUGGUUCUGGUGUAUUUUUAUCGGUGUAGGCGAGCUGCUCUGGGGACAGUUGAUCUGCACUGUCCCAACCAGCCAGUUGAAGUUCCUGAAGGAGGCAGGGCAUGGCAUCACCAAGGAGGAUAUUCCAGAAGAGGAGCUGCCUGAGGACUUAGAUGAGAUUGACCAUGCCGAAAUGGAGCUCCGGCGUGGGCAGAUCCUAUGGUUCAGGGGUCUCAACAGGAUACAGACUCAGAUGGACGUAGUUUACACAUUCCAGACCGGAGCCUCCUCUUUACAGGGAGCCCUCAGGAGACAGCCUUCCAUCGUGAGCCAGCACCACGAUGUAAAAAAUGUUUCUAGCCCAACCCAUGUAGCUCUUUCUUCCGUCAAUUCCACUCCCACCACUUCUGCUGCUGCUGCUGCUGCUGCUGCAUCUCCUACUGCGGGCAAUCAAAGUGGUGAAUGCGUUCCGUAGCUCCUUGUACGAAGGCCUUGAGAAACCCGAAUCCAGAAGCUCCAUUCAUAACUUCAUGACUCACCCAGAGUUCAUCCGGGAGGAAUACGAGUCUCAAACCCCAUUGGAAUACGAGUCUCAAACCCACGAUGACGCUGCAGAUGACCCCGG
This is a messenger RNA of Alligator sinensis (Chinese alligator), 4326 nucleotides long. It is a transcript of the gene ATP2B4, whose product is annotated as ATPase plasma membrane Ca2+ transporting 4. Gene Ontology annotation, biological process: regulation of cytosolic calcium ion concentration; calcium ion transmembrane transport. Lineage: Eukaryota; Metazoa; Chordata; Crocodylia; Alligatoridae. Gene Ontology annotation, cellular component: intracellular membrane-bounded organelle; membrane. Gene Ontology annotation, molecular function: PDZ domain binding; P-type calcium transporter activity; ATP hydrolysis activity. The coding region runs from base 628 to 4176 and encodes 1182 amino acids. The transcript has 22 exons. The record is from RefSeq and is a predicted model, not a curated record.